AUGUUGCUGCUGCUGCAAUGUGAAGGCCGGUUCCUAGAGCGUCCGUCUUCACAAGUAUUACCCAGGGAACUCGAUUUUGGGUUAGAAAAGAGAGAGGAUAUACCAGAGGAAUGCUUCCCAUUCUGCACCCCAGGUGCCUGCAGUGCAUCAUCUUGCGGCGUAUCAGAAAGCAAUUUGCUUGAAGGUGUCGAAUUGGCUAGCAACAUGACGGAUGAAGAUCUCAUUCCCAGACUUCUGGCCAAACGAAAUAUUUUUGGGCCAACACAAGAUGGAAUAACGCAAUAUCUUAUGGACCAAAGUAAGAAAAGCUCCAUUAAUACCAUCGGCCCUGAAUUCAUUGGUAUCUACGAAUAUCCCAGUUACUGCCUUCAGACAUCCUUUGCUGCUGCACCGCUCACUGAGGAUCAGUAUUUGGCGGGCACGGCUAAGAUACGGUUGACUGGCUGUACGGCGCUGGUGGUCGUAUCUGCCCGUGGCGUGUAUAUGUGUCAUUUCUGGGAGGACCUUCACUAUCCUCGCUGGUGGCCAGACAGGACCCGCCCUGACUUUACCUUUUUUCCGAUUCUCAAUAUGAUUCGUGGCGAGGGAGAUACCACAUAUGCUGUUGGCCCAGCGCUUGACACAUCCUUAUUCACAGGCGGCAAUGCUUAUGACCGUACAUGGGCGUUUAUCAUGACACCGCGAGGCUACCUCACUCACGAUGAUCCGAAUACGGCACAAUAUCCAUUGGAGCUAGAAGCCUUGUAG
Messenger RNA from Microsporum canis CBS 113480, 747 nucleotides. RefSeq lists its product as uncharacterized. Bases 1 to 747 code for a protein of 248 amino acids. The record is from RefSeq and is a predicted model, not a curated record. The transcript is spliced from 3 exons. Lineage: Eukaryota; Fungi; Ascomycota; Eurotiomycetes; Onygenales; Arthrodermataceae.